AUGUUACAUGAUCAAAUCAAAGAUCCAAGUGGUUUUGUUCAUCCAUGGGUAUUCGAGUUUGAAUUGGCGUUUUUCGACAAACGCACAUUCGAUUUUAUCAAACAUUUGAUGAAACAUUGGUGGUGGUUAAGUCUUGUUUAUGCCGUAUUUUAUAUUGUUCUCGUGUUUCUCGGCCGAGCAUGGAUGUCAAAAAGAAAGGACAAAUUCGAACUACGAAAACCUCUAGUAUUAUGGAACGCCGGUCUCACCGUUUUCAGUUUUUGGGGUGCUUGCCGAUGUGUGCCAGAGCUGAUUCAUGCUUUAACACAACAUGGAUUUAUGUAUUCCAUAUGCAAUUGUUCAUAUAUGGAAGGUGUUACCGGAUUAUGGGUUUGGCUGUUUAUGGCUUCGAAAGUUCCAGAAACAAUUGAUACAUUAUUCAUUGUCUUGAGACGCCAACAGCUGAUUUUUCUUCAUUGGUAUCACCAUGCAUCUGUUCUAGUCUAUUGUUUCUACAGUUAUGCAUUAUUUGCAUCUACUGGUCGCUGGUUUGUUUCAAUGAAUUAUUGUGUACAUACAAUUAUGUAUGGUUAUUUUGCUUUGCGAGCUGCUCGCAUCCAUGUGCCUAGUUUCGUUCAAGCCACAAUCACUCUUUUACAACUCAUCCAAAUGGUUCUUGGAUUUAGAAAAGCACGUGUAGAAUUGGAUGAGAAAUGUAAAAUGUCUUGUUGUUCGUCGUCUCCGUUCGAUCGACUCCCAGCAGAAUUGAUUUAUCAUUUAUUGGAAUAUCUUGAUAUUUCCACAAUCUUCAUUUCAUUUCGUCAUGUCUGCAAACGAUUCUAUACGAUCGUGAAUUCUCAUGAUCGUUAUCAUGUCGAUAUGAGAUUGAUAUCCAAAAGUGAUUUUGAUCAUUUGUGUCGACUCAUAUCACCAGCAAAUGUUCUUUCGCUUAUUCUCAGUGAUGAUUUCAACACUCCAUAUCAAAUUCAAACAUUUCUAUCACGAUUUGCAUUACAACAAUGUUGUCAACUUCACUCGUUAACAUUAAUCAAAAUCAAUGAAAGUAAUCUGUUUACACUGUUAGUUCAUCUCUCCAAAUGUACAUUGAAAUCGUUAACAAUCGAAUGUUUUGCAUGGGAUACAUUUACUCAUACAGUUCGUUUACUUCUUUCUUCAAUCAUUGUCAAGUCCAAACUAGAAUAUUUACAUUUGAAUAUUUCCUAUCGAGAUUUAGAUGCUUUCGCUUGUUCACCACUACCAACCACAUUGAAAUGUCUUCAUCUUGAACAUUGUACAUUUCAAGAAUAUUGCAUGAUACUUCGUCACUCGAUUAAUCUACAAAAGUUAUCGUUAACAAAAUGUCUAAUGUCUAAUCUUGAUGGCAGUAUGUAUCAACCACCGGAUGAUAUUUGUCCAGUUCAUUUUCGUACAUUAUCAUUUGGUGCUUGUUUUAUUCGUAUGAAAGAGCUAUGCAUCUUACUUUCAUGUACACCAAGUGUAGAGUAUUUGAAAGUGAUUAUCUGGACGGAUUCGUGUGAUUCGGUGAUCAACGGAAAUGAAUGGGAAAAGUUUAUCAAGAAUAAAUUGAUUAAUCUGCAAAGAUUUGAGUUCUUCUUUGAUGAUUUGACUCAAGUGACUACAGAUUCGUUAGAUCUUCAGACAUACGUGAAACCAUUUGAGACACCAUUCUGGCUCAAAAAUCAUCGUUGGUAUGUGACUUGUGAUUAUAUCAAAUCAUUAGCAGGUAUUCGAUUGUAUUCACUACCGAUCUGUAAUCCAAUGUUUAUGUAUUAUACAAAUUCAUCCAAAAUAUCUCUAUCUACUUUACCAACAAGUGAAAAAGAUCACGUUGAAAUAACACAAUAUGUUAACAAUAUUAGUUUGAAUUUGAAUGAAACACUUGAACGUGGUGGAGAUAAAGCAUCGAAGAAGUCAAGUGAAAGUGUCAUGUUUCGACGACUCGAGUGUCUUUCAGUGAACUUUGAUGGAAGACAUCCAUACACAUCGUUAUCAUCUCUUCGAACACUAAUUGAUCUUUCAUCAGUGGUUCGUUUAACAAUUCAACUUCUCGUUCAUAAUUUUGCUCAAAAAACAUCGUUGAGUGAUUAUCUGUCAGCGAUACUGAGAGAAGCAUCGAACAUUCACACGCUCAAACUCACUUAUAUUCAUAGCGAAGAGUCGUUGCAUAGUACACAGAGUUUGUGUACAUUGAUUCCACAUACAGUUCAACAUCUACAGAUUUCGAUAAGUAACUUCAAGGAAAUGAAGAUGAUCUUGGAACAAGUUCCUCAACUGUUUAGUGUAACAUUCUAUUCGUCAGACAUAUCAAAUUAUUGUGAAGAUAUUGAACAAUGGCUGAAAAUGAAGAGGUCAAGAUCUUUGUGUCGACAUGGUUUACGAUGUAUCCAGAUCUGGCUUGGAAAUUGUCAUGAUCAUGAUCAAAGCAGGCCUCGGACACGACGUCUUUUCGGUCGAUUCCAUCGUAGAUCACCACCUAGUUAA
This is a messenger RNA of Adineta ricciae, 2481 nucleotides long. NCBI's taxonomy places the organism in Eukaryota, Metazoa, Rotifera, Eurotatoria, Adinetida, Adinetidae. The record is from the annotation of a GenBank genome assembly.